Molecule: messenger RNA, 914 nt
Organism: Arabidopsis thaliana (thale cress)
Lineage: Eukaryota; Viridiplantae; Streptophyta; Magnoliopsida; Brassicales; Brassicaceae
Product: cysteine-rich/transmembrane domain A-like protein
Exons: 2
Coding region: 334-534 (66 amino acids)
Cellular component (GO): plasma membrane; cytoplasm
Source: RefSeq, marked reviewed
AUACUUCCUCUGUUUGAAAAUAUAUUAGCAUAUCUCAAUAAAUAUUGAAAUAAAUAUUAUUCCUUGCAUGUGUGAGUCAUUUACUUAUUCUUAAAAUUUGAGUUACAUAACAAAAAAAAGGAAGCUUCGUAGCAGUUUUCGUUCGUCGUUGGAAUAAAUAUAUGGAGACUUAGCAAUUAAUGGUGCCCUCACGCGGUUCUACUAAACCGACCUCCUUUUUGCUUCCCUUACCUAUAUAUACAUAUAUCUCUAUCUUCACUUCAUAUUAAUCUACACCUCUACAUACGAUUUUCAUUAAACACUUUUCAAAAACAAAUCAUAAUCUGUUCGAAGAUGAGCCAAUACAGCCAAAACCAAUCUUCAGGAGCUUAUCCUACGCCGCCAGUGUCUACCGGCCCUUAUAUGACACCGCCACCGCUCGGUUACCCGACGAGCGACAUCAGUCAUGCCACGGUGGCUCCGGUGGAGACAAAGUCCAAGGGUGAUGGAUUCUUGAAAGGCUGGUUAGUCUUCUUUUUACUACUUUUUGUUUAAUUUCUAUUAUAACCGGGGCCGCACGUAGAGGUGUAGUCCAAGGGUGAUGGAUUCUAGUCUUCUUUUUACUAUCAAACCGGAUCGGUUAUUGUGUGUUGAAAUAUAGAUUAAUUUUCUUUGCUUUAAUUUUCUAAAUGCAGUCUUGCGGCCAUGUGUUGCUGUUGUGUCCUCGACGCCUGCUUCUGAAUUUGAGAAAUUCGAUUGUUUAUUUGAUGUUUCAUGCAAAUUAUUUAUCAUUGUAUUUUGCUUUACCCAAAUUAUAUUUUGGGAUUUGUAUGACAUUUGGAACUUCUAAUAUUUCUUAAUUCAUUUAUUUAUUACUCUUUCUUUUGUAUUGUGUAAUUUUUACCUUCUUAUAAAUAAAUCGUUUUUUCUCUUAC